This is a messenger RNA of Psylliodes chrysocephalus, 429 nucleotides long. The record is from the annotation of a GenBank genome assembly. NCBI's taxonomy places the organism in Eukaryota, Metazoa, Arthropoda, Insecta, Coleoptera, Chrysomelidae.
AUGUAUUUGGUUAAAUGUUCACAGCAAAUCGAACAUAUCGUGGAAUUAGUAGGUAAACAUCGUGACAAAGUGGAGGAGACAGUGGAAGCUAUCAUGAAUGAGAUGAAAGCAAUUGGCAUAGAAUUGGAUGUAGAAAUACGUGUGCCCCGAUUAGUAACCAAACAGUCAUUCCGUGUCAACCCAUUAGUGUCAACACCUGAACAGUACUUCAAAAUAUCUAUUUUAAUACCCUACUUAGAUUCUUUCUGUAAUUCUUUGAAGGAGCGUUUCAGCAGGAAGCAAGGACCGGCCAUCGAACUACAGACGCUUCACCCUACCAAAGUUAGAGUGUUAUCUGUAGACAUCUUGCAAUCUUCCGGAACAGCAAUAGCCGACUUUUAUAAUAUUACAAACUUAACACGAGAAUUAGAAUUGUGGCACCGGUUCUAG